Molecule: messenger RNA, 528 nt
Organism: Entrophospora sp. SA101
Lineage: Eukaryota; Fungi; Glomeromycota; Glomeromycetes; Entrophosporales; Entrophosporaceae
Source: the annotation of a GenBank genome assembly
AUGGGUAAUUCUCAAUCUCUUAAUCUUCAACCACCAGGAUCCGGUAAAGACGAUAAGAGUAAAGAUGAUAAAGAUAAAGAUAAAAAGAAAAAAUGGGAGCCACCACUUCCCACACGUAUGGAACGUAUAAAGGAUUAUUUAUUAAUGGAAGAAGAAUUUGUUCAAAAUCAAGAAAGAUUAAAACCACAAGAAGAAAAAGCACAAGAGGAAAGAACAAGAGUUGAUGAUUUGCGUGGAUCACCAAUGGGAGUUGGUACAUUGGAAGAAAUUAUAGAUGAUGACCAUGCGAUUGUUUCAUCUUCUACAGGUCCAGAAUAUUACGUUAGCAUUUUAUCAUUUGUUGAUAAAGAUCUAUUGGAGCCUGGAUGCUCAAUUCUUUUGCAUCACAAGGCCAUGUCUGUUGUUGGAGUACUCCAGGAUGAUACGGAUCCAAUGGUCAGUGUUAUGAAACUUGAGAAAGCGCCCACUGAAUCAUAUGCUGACAUUGGUGGAUUAGAACAACAAAUCCAAGAGAUUAAAGAGUGCUGA